Acanthopagrus latus (yellowfin seabream) is the source of this 2126-nucleotide messenger RNA. Its product is annotated as serine/threonine-protein phosphatase 4 catalytic subunit B. The coding region runs from base 367 to 1302 and encodes 311 amino acids. The transcript has 9 exons. Gene Ontology annotation, molecular function: protein serine/threonine phosphatase activity. The record is from RefSeq and is a predicted model, not a curated record. Lineage: Eukaryota; Metazoa; Chordata; Actinopteri; Spariformes; Sparidae. Gene Ontology annotation, biological process: double-strand break repair via homologous recombination; peptidyl-serine dephosphorylation. Gene Ontology annotation, cellular component: nucleus; cytoplasm.
UCCAAUGCGCGUUCCCUACACCGGAAGUUCCAGUCAAGUCGCUAGCGUUCAUGAGCACGGCAGGAGCGAACCGGCAAAGACGAUACCGGGGGUAGAAGAGGAGCCGGUGGACGGUGGAACACCACACAAUCCACGGAAUGAAACAUAGUGAUUUCUCUCUCAAACUUCUGCUGUUACUCACUUGACGUUCCUUGUUCCGCUCAUCCACAUACCAGGAGCCUGAAGCGCUGAAGGGCUAUAUCCGAGGAAGGAAGGGGGUCGUUGUGACUGUCCGCUCAAUUGCCUGGGAAAGAGAGUCUGUUAUUUCAGUCUGCCCGGUGUGACGGAAGAGGAGUGUGUGACCAUAGUGUGUGAGCAGCUCUCCCUAUGUGUGUCACAAUGGGGGACAUCAGUGACCUGGACCGACAGAUAGAGCAGCUCAGACGCUGUGAGCUCAUUAAGGAAAAUGAAGUGAAAGCACUGUGUGCCAAGGCCAGAGAGAUUCUGGUUGAAGAAAGCAAUGUUCAGAGAGUAGACUCUCCUGUCACAGUGUGUGGUGAUAUACACGGUCAGUUCUAUGACUUGAAAGAGCUCUUUAGAGUUGGUGGCGAUGUCCCAGAGACAAACUAUCUAUUCAUGGGUGACUUUGUGGACAGAGGUUUCUACAGUGUGGAGACCUUCCUCCUGCUGCUAGCUCUCAAGGUGCGUUAUCCAGACAGGAUAACCUUGAUUCGGGGAAACCACGAGUCCCGGCAAAUCACCCAGGUCUACGGCUUCUAUGAUGAGUGCUUACGCAAGUAUGGCUCAGUCACCGUCUGGAGAUACUGCACUGAGAUAUUCGACUACCUGUCCCUCUCUGCUAUCAUUGAUGGAAAGAUCUUUUGUGUGCACGGUGGCUUGUCUCCAUCAAUCCAAACACUGGACCAGAUCCGGACCAUUGAUAGAAAACAGGAAGUACCCCAUGAUGGGCCAAUGUGUGACCUUCUGUGGUCGGAUCCUGAAGACACCACAGGUUGGGGAGUGAGUCCUCGUGGUGCUGGCUACUUGUUUGGGAGUGACGUCGUGGCCCAGUUUAACGCCGCCAACGACAUCCACAUGAUUUGUCGAGCACACCAGCUGGUCAUGGAGGGCUACAAGUGGCACUUCAAUGAGACAGUUCUCACUGUGUGGUCAGCACCCAAUUACUGCUACAGAUGUGGCAAUGUGGCGGCCAUCUUGGAGCUGGAUGAGCAUCUACAGCGGGAGUUUAUCAUAUUUGAGGCAGCACCACAAGAGACCAGAGGUAUCCCCUCCAAGAAGCCAGUAGCCGACUAUUUCCUGUGAAGUCUUUGAGCGGGCAGCCAUGAUGUGUCAGAAUCUCCAGUUUCAUCUCUCAUAAGCCACCCUCCAUCCUGCUGCUGGACAGUUCUGUCAGUCUGAACUCGGAGCAGUUAGACAGAAAACCUGCCAAAACCUGCGAAGCUCCAUACAGCUUCAGCCUGAUGAGCUGGAUUUUUGCCACACUGCCCAAGCCUGACAGAGCAGUCACUGUGAAAGGUGUAGGGGGUGAGGUGGAUACUGGGCACAUGACUGUUGUCACUUCUCCUUGGCUGUAGAAGAUGGCCAUUUUCUUUCUCCCCUCAGCCUCCUUCCAUUUGAGUCUGUUCUCCUUUCUCAUUCUCUGUAGAUAUGACACUGUCACUCUGACUUUACCUCCACCACUCUUGUAGUAUGUUUUUCAUGACAAACACUGUCAUUUAGUUUUAGAAGUAUUUGGAAGGAGGAUUUUUUUUGUUUCCAAUAAUAUGCAGAUGAGGAAUUUUCAAAAACUCAUCAUUUAAGGAAUUCCUACAGUGCAUACGUUGUCUCUGUUUUUGAUUUUUUGUAUAAUUGUUGCUGCCAUUAUUAAAUGCAAAAUGACCUGUUCCUCCAGCCCUCUUUGCUCUUAUGUUUCUGUUUUAACCUUCAUCUGUCAUGUGUGUCACUAUUUAACAUACCCAGUGCUGCUGCCUAGCACCAUCACAAAUGAUUACCGGAAAUGUAAUGACUGGCCGACAGGAGUCACUAUAUUCACCAUUGUUUGCUCUCUUAAUUCCUUUUAAUCUACAAAUCUCUGUAGGUCUGUCAUUUUUGAUAUUGUGAGAAUAAAGUUUUUGUAUCAAUACUGA